AUUCAAUUUGGGGUGCUUUCACCACAGAAUAUGGUCAAGAUAUCCGAAUUUGAAAUUACUCAACGGGAUCUCUAUCAACAUGAAAGUCGUGUACCUGUCAAAGGAGGUGUUCUCGAUGCCAGACUUGGUACUUCGGUUAAAUCAGCCAUGUGUGAAACUUGUGGUAACAAUAUGCAAGAUUGUGCUGGUCAUUGGGGUUAUCUCAAGUUGGUGCUCCCUAUUUUCCAUGCUGGUUAUUUUAGAGCUACCAUUAACAUUCUACAAGAUAUUUGCAAGACAUGUAGUCGUGUUAUGCUGGAAGAACCUGAUCGACGAACUUAUCUGAAACGAUUACGCUCACCUGGAUUAGACAAUCAUCAACGAAAUCGUAUUAUCAAGGCUGUCAAUGACAAGUGCAAAAAAGUGACUUAUUGUCCUCACUGUAAGGCAGUCAAUGGUGUUGUAAAGAAAGUGGGUCCAUUAAAAAUCACUCAUGAUAAGUACCGAUUGAAACGCGUGGCUGCUGAAGCUGAAGAAUUUCGAAAAUCUUUUGAUACUGCUGCCGCCACCAUGCCAGAACUCAAACCUCAUAUCAGUAAAGCACAAGAUGAUUUGAAUCCACUUCGUGUACUUCGAUUAUUCCAACGUAUUUCUCCAGAAGAUUGUGAACUUUUAGGUCUCAGUGAAGAACAUGGUCGACCAGAAUGGUAUAUUUGGCAAUAUAUCCCUGUCCCUCCCUGUUGUAUUCGACCUUCAGUGAUGCAAGACGAUAAUAGCAGUAAUGAAGAUGAUCUUACGGCUAAAUUGACAGAAAUCAUUUUUACAAAUGCGAUUAUUCGUGCUGGCUUGGAACGAGGAGUGACAGUGAUGAAUUUGAUGGAACAAUGGGAAUUUUUACAACUGGCUGCUGCUUUAUAUAUCAACAGUGAAUUGGCAGGUGUACCUCAACAAGCAACAGGCAAACCUGGUCGUGGUUUAUGUCAACGUCUCAAAGGGAAACAAGGUCGCUUCCGUGGUAAUUUAUCUGGUAAACGUGUGGAUUUCUCUGGUCGUACUGUCAUUUCUCCAGAUCCGAACAUGCGUAUCGAUCAAGUAGCUGUACCUGAACGUGUGGCCAAGGUAUUGACAUUUCCUGAACGGGUCAAUCGACAUAACAUUGAAAAAUUACGACAAAACAUUCGAAAUGGUCCUUUGGUGCAUCCUGGUGCCAACUAUGUGGAAUUUGCUGAUGGUUUCAAAAAGUUUUUAAAAUAUGGUAACAGAGACAAGAUUGCGGAUGAACUGAAAAUUGGUGAUUUGGUGGAACGUCAUUUAUCCGAUAAUGAUGUGGUGCUCUUCAAUCGUCAACCUUCUCUACAUCGUCUGUCUAUCAUGGCACAUUUUGCAAAGGUCAUGCCCUGGCGUACUUUCCGAUUCAAUGAAUGUGUUUGUUCUCCUUAUAAUGCCGAUUUUGAUGGUGAUGAAAUGAAUAUGCAUUUACCUCAAACACAAGAAGCAAAAGCCGAAGCCAUUGAACUUAUGGGGGUCAAGAACAAUUUGGUGACACCUCGUAACGGUGAACCUUUGAUUGCUGCGACUCAAGAUUUCAUUACUGCUGCCUAUUUACUUUCAUUCAAGGAUACUUUUUAUACCCGUGCCAUGUUCACACAAGUUUGCUCUAUGAUGUGUGAUGCUGACCUCAAAAUUGAUAUCCCUCCUCCAGCUGUUUGGAAGCCUCAGCGACUUUGGACCGGGAAGCAAGUAUUCAAUGUUCUUUUUAGACCCAACAAAGGCAGCAAAGUACAAGUCAAUUUGGAAGCAAAAACCAAAUCUUAUGUUAAAGAAGAAGGUCGUACUCCUGAUCUUUGUCCAAAUGAUGGUUGGUUAGUGGUGCAAAAUAGUGAAAUUAUGUGUGGUCUGGUUGAUAAAGCCGUUGUUGGGGAUGGUAACAAAAAUUCUGUAUUUUACGUUAUCCUACGUGAUUAUGGACCCAUAGAAACCGCAAAAUGCAUGAACAGAUUGGCUAAACUCUGUGCACGCUGGCUUGCCAACCAAGGAUUCUCUAUUGGUAUUAGUGAUGUGACACCUGGAAAACGAUUACGUGAAAUUAAGGAUCAAUCUGUCAAAAAGGCGUAUGAUGAGUGUGAUGAUGUUAUUGCACAAUACAAGGCUGGUAAAUUGGAAACCAUGGCUGGUUGUAAUGAAGAACAAACUAUGGAGUCUAUUGUAUCUGGUAUUCUCUCUGCUGUUCGUGGUGACCUUGGUAAGGUCUGUAUGACUGAAUUAAAUAUGUACAAUUCUCCCAGUAUCAUGGCCCGGUGUGGUUCCAAAGGGUCUCAAAUCAAUGUGUCUCAAAUGGUUGCUUGUGUUGGUCAACAAAUUAUUAGUGGUACUCGUAUUCCCGAUGGUUUCCAAGAUCGGUCUUUGCCUCACUUUUUGAAACACUCCAAAAGCCCACCUGCCAAAGGUUUCGUUCGAAAUAGUUUCUAUACAGGUCUUAGUCCCACGGAAUUUCUUUUCCACGCUGUGUCUGGUCGUGAAGGUUUGGUGGAUACAGCUGUCAAAACGGCUGAAACUGGUUACAUGGCUCGUCGUUUGAUGAAGGGUUUCGAAGAUUUAACAACACAUUACGAUUUAUCUGUUCGAAAUUCUGAAGGUGCCAUGCUUCAAUUCUGUUAUGGUGCUGAUGGACUGGAUCCUAUGACAAUUGAAGGGGAUGGUAUUCCUGUUGAAUAUGAUCGUAAUCUGAAGCAUAUCAAGGUGAUACAACCUGCUGAUCCUGAAGAAACUGGUCUCUUACCUUGGCAGAUCAUCCGAAUUACUGAAAUGGAAAUCACGAGCAGACUUUGGACUGAAAACUGUAUGCCUUCAUUUAUUGAAAGUACUCGAAAUUAUGUUACCGACAAGAUUGCUGGCAAGUUGGCAAAGAUUCGAAAGUCAUAUGGAUUAUUACCUGGCUUGUCUAUUCCUGAUGAAGAUUAUAUGGAUAUGGAUAUUGAUGAAGAUGACGUGAAAAAGGCACUUCGAAAUCUAUUCUUGAUUACGGAACGACAGUUACGUGCAUACUUGGGUGUUUGUAUUUCAAAAUAUCUCAAGGCCAAGAUCGAACCUGGAACUGCUGUUGGUGCUAUUGGUGCUCAGUCUAUUGGUGAACCUGGUACGCAAAUGACUCUCAAAACUUUCCAUUUUGCUGGUGUUGCUAGUAUGAAUAUUACUCUUGGUGUACCCCGUAUCAAGGAAAUUAUUAAUGCUGCCAAGUUGAUCUCUACACCCAUUAUUGCCUGCGAAUUGCAUGAAGACAAGGAUAUUCGAGCUGCUCGUGUAGUGAAAGGACGAUUGGAGAAGACCACAUUAGGUGAUGUGGCUAUGUAUAUGGAUGAAGUAUAUGAAGCAAAUGAAACAUAUAUUUUGAUUCGUAUUGAUUUGGAUGCUAUCAACAAAUUACAGUUGGAAAUCAAUAUUUAUAGCAUCGCUAAUGCAAUUCAAACUGCACCAAAGAUGGGUCAAUUGGAUGUCCAAACAAGUCGACCUGACAUCAUUCGUGUGUAUGUCCAUGCAAAACAAGAUGAAUCUGUCUAUUACAAUCUCAAAGCAUUAAAACGUGUAUUGCCGUCUGUCAUUAUUACGGGUUAUCCUUCUGUCGUACGCGCAGUGAUCACUGAAAAGAAGGGUGGAGGAGGAUCAAAACAAUUAUUCGUGGAAGGCUAUGGAUUACUCAAGGUCAUGACAACAGAGGGUAUUAUUGGCGAAAAAACUACUUCAAAUAACAUUAUGGAAGUCUGUCAAGUUCUUGGUAUUGAAGCUGCAAGAAAUACCAUCAUUAACGAAAUUGGAGAAAUUAUGGAAAGUCACGGUAUGACUAUUGAUCAUCGACACGUUUUACUACUUGGUGACUUGAUGACAAACAAGGGCGAAGUGCUUGGUAUCACUCGAUUUGGUAUUGCCAAGAUGAAAGAUAGUGUGCUCAGUAUUGCCUCCUUUGAAAAGACAACGGAUCACUUGUUUGAAGCUGCUUUAUAUAGUAAAAAAGAUGCCAUCAUUGGGGUCUCUGAACAGAUCAUCAUG
Molecule: messenger RNA, 4023 nt
Organism: Halteromyces radiatus
Lineage: Eukaryota; Fungi; Mucoromycota; Mucoromycetes; Mucorales; Cunninghamellaceae
Exons: 18
Biological process (GO): DNA-templated transcription
Molecular function (GO): DNA binding; DNA-directed RNA polymerase activity
Source: RefSeq, a predicted model, not a curated record